Messenger RNA from Lycium barbarum (goji berry), 759 nucleotides. RefSeq lists its product as uncharacterized. The coding region runs from base 1 to 759 and encodes 252 amino acids. The record is from RefSeq and is a predicted model, not a curated record. The transcript has 3 exons. Lineage: Eukaryota; Viridiplantae; Streptophyta; Magnoliopsida; Solanales; Solanaceae.
AUGGAACCAUUUCAACAUAUCAGGACAAUAAACCAUUAUAGGAGGAGGUUGGGCAUGUGCUUAGCUAAUGCCAACCGUAAUGGUAAAAUCUGGUACUUUGUGGCUGAUAAUAUAGAUGUAGAAGUUCUGAUGGAUUCCCCUCAGCAAAUUACUUUGAAGCUGUUUUUACAAGAUUUGAAUCAGCAUCAUAUUAAUACUUUAGUAUAUGCUAAAUGUAGUGCUUCUGAAAGGCUAGAGUUGUGGGAGGGUAUCUAUAAUCUUUCCAAUACCUUAUCUUGUUCCUGGUUAAUAGGAGGAGACUUCAAUGUGGUUCUAAAUGAUGAAGAAAAGAUAGGGGAGGUAAACUUUAAGGGUAGUCCCUUCACUUGGUGGAAUGGAAGACCGGAUGAAGCAUGUGUUUUUGAGAGAUUGGAUAGGAUGUUGGUGAAUGCACUGCUUCUGGACAACUUUGGAAAUAUUGAAGUGGAACAUCUUGCAAGAACUGGAUCAGAUCAUGCUCCACUUCUAUGUACCUAUGGUGAUAAGUAUCAGAAUCAGCUGAAAGGAGUGUUAUCAAAAUGGAGCAGGGAAGUGUUUGGUGAUAUAUUCAAGCAGUUGAUCAUAAGGGAGGAAAUAGUGAGAUUAAAGGAACAGUUGUUUGAAGAAAAUCCAAGCCAAGUAAAUAGAAUGGUUUUGCAGAAAGCUCAAGCUGAGACUAAGAGAUAUUUGCAUUAUGAAGAAGAGUACUGGAGACAAAAUCAGGCCUGGAUUGGAUUGUAG